CUCAACACAAACAAACACAAACCAAAACCAAAACUUCUUGUUCUUGUUCUUCUUCUUCAACCAUGAAGAUGGAAGAGCAAAUCGCUAUUCAAGAAGCUGCUUCUGUUGGUUUGAAAAGCAUGGAGCAUCUCAUUCGGAUUCUCUCUUCUCAAACCCCUUCUUCUUCUUCUUCUUCUUCUUCUUCUUCUUCCUCCCAUAACCGCCACCGUCUUGAUCUCAAUAACCUUGACUGCACCGAAAUCACUGACUUCACUGUCUCAAAGUUCAAGCAAGUCAUCAAUCUGUUGAACCGUACCGGCCACGCGCGCUUCCGUCAAGCGCCGUCGCCUUCCCCUGCUCCUCCUCCUCCUCUGUCUCAGCCUCAACCUGAGAAAUUCAACAGCCACCAAUUCAACAACCACCAUCGGUCAACGACUCUUGAUUUUGCUAAACCUGUAAUGGUCAAGUCAAAUCUAAAACCAGAUCUAAUUUCUAAGCCAAAACUGUCCACUGAUUUGUCGGUUUCUCAAUACUCCACCACCACCACCAACUCCUCCUUCAUGUCCUCCAUCACCGGAGAAGGCAGCGUUUCCAACGGCAAGAUCGGCCUCGCCAUCGUCGCCGCCGGCAGGCCACCUCUCUCGUCUUCUCACCGGAAAAGGUGUCACGACGCCACCCUCACCGGAAAAACCUCAUCCUCCGGUAGCCGCUGCCAUUGCUCCAAGAAAAAGAAAUUGCGUGUGAAACGAACGAUUCGAGUCCCGGCGAUAAGUUCAAAGACUGCUGAUAUUCCAACAGAUGAUUUCCAAUGGAGAAAAUAUGGUCAGAAACCGAUCAAGGGAUCACCCUAUCCACGGGGAUACUACAAAUGUAGCAGUGAGAAAGGGUGUCCGGCGAGGAAGCAUGUGGAGAGAGCGCAGGAUGAUCCUAACAUGCUCAUCGUUACCUAUGAGGGAGAGCACCGGCACCUGAUAACCACCACCGCCGCCGUUGGUUUUAUGGCCUGAGAAUAGAUCGGAGAUUCCGAGGAAGACAAGUAUAGGCAAAGUCAACUUUUGCUUUGUGAGAUGUGACUUUUGUGGACAAAAGGAAAGAGGAAUAGUCGUCUACAAGUUGAUGAUAAGAAAUUAAUCAAGGACUUUAAUGUAAAUUUUGACCAAAAAAAUUAGAAUGAAAUAUACAAGUUUUGUUUUUGUGGUUGGAAA
Molecule: messenger RNA, 1184 nt
Organism: Lotus japonicus
Lineage: Eukaryota; Viridiplantae; Streptophyta; Magnoliopsida; Fabales; Fabaceae
Product: WRKY transcription factor WRKY51-like
Exons: 3
Coding region: 63-986 (307 amino acids)
Biological process (GO): regulation of DNA-templated transcription
Molecular function (GO): sequence-specific DNA binding; DNA-binding transcription factor activity
Source: RefSeq, a predicted model, not a curated record